Manihot esculenta (cassava) is the source of this 1189-nucleotide messenger RNA. Its product is annotated as probable plastid-lipid-associated protein 13, chloroplastic. The record is from RefSeq and is a predicted model, not a curated record. Bases 55 to 966 code for a protein of 303 amino acids. The transcript is spliced from 7 exons. NCBI's taxonomy places the organism in Eukaryota, Viridiplantae, Streptophyta, Magnoliopsida, Malpighiales, Euphorbiaceae.
GGCGGGAAAUGAAGGUCCAGGCUGAAAAAUAUUUCCUAUUCCUUUAUUUUUGGAAUGGCUACGCUACACUUCUCGCUCUCUGCAAAUUCUGCGAUUAAUUCUCACUUUUCUUCGUUGUGUUUCAUUUCCACUCAUGCCACCGCUCCUAUCGUCUCUUUCCCCCGACCUUCGGAGCAUCGCCGGAGAAUCCGGAAAAUGGUCUGCACAGCUACGAAUGAGCAGGCAGUACUGGGAUCUUCCCCUACCUUCCACCAGGAUAUGGAGCGGAUUUCUGCUAAGGAGUCGUUGCUUUCCGCUUUUAAAGAGUUUGGGAGUUUUGAAGGUCUUGUUUCGGGGAAGGCGACAGAUUUGCAGAGGAUUGAAGUGAAUGAGAAAAUAAUUAAUCUUGAGCGGCACAAUCCAACGCCUAAACCAACUACGUCGCCAUAUUUGGAAGGUCACUGGAAUCUCGAGUGGUUUGGAUCUGGAAGUCCGGGAUUCUGUGGUGCUAGAUUUUUGUUGGAGAAAUUACCUUCACAGCUGGCUAAUUUAUCACAGUUGGAUGUGCUGAUUAAAGAUGCAAAAACAAGGAUUACUCCAAGGAUGAAACUACUGUCCUCGAUCGAAAUCAAAUGUGUUGUUUUGUCAAAUUUAUCUGUGGAGGGACCUCUAAGAAUGAAAGAGGAAUAUGUUGAAGCAAUUCUUGAGAUGCCAACAAUCGCAGAGAAAGAUAUACCAGAACAUGUAAAAGGUGCAGUUGACCGCGCUGCCAGCGCCGUGCAACACGUUCCGGUUCAUGUUACUGAAGCUCUUCCCAAUGGAUUAAAAGUUCCCCUACCUGGUUUCCAGAGGCUCUUCAUGAUUUCUUAUCUUGAUGAGGACAUACUUAUAUUGCGUGAUAUUAGUGGAGAACAAGAAGUUCUUACAAGGAUAGAUAGCACUGCAUCUUCCGAAGCGGAACCCAGCGGCACUGAGAAUGAGAACUAGUGUAUCUAAACCAACUAUUUAUUUUCCUCUCUAAACUUCUGCUACAAUAUAAACUAUUUCAUUCUCACUAUCUCUUUCUCUAUAUUGGAUUUUGCAUAUUUUACUGUUACAAAAGGAAAUAUGUUAAGAAGUAAUUUUAGGAGAAUAAGGUAUUGUUUGGAUGAUGUUUUUUCAUGGUAAUGUAAUAUAUUAUUAUAUUUAUAUUUGGGAAGAUUGGGUUGUA